This is a messenger RNA of Malaclemys terrapin pileata, 4323 nucleotides long. It is a transcript of the gene TM2D1, whose product is annotated as TM2 domain containing 1. The record is from RefSeq and is a predicted model, not a curated record. The coding region runs from base 92 to 706 and encodes 204 amino acids. The transcript has 7 exons. Lineage: Eukaryota; Metazoa; Chordata; Testudines; Emydidae.
CAGCCAUCUUUGAUGUGGGCAGAGUACCCAGCUGCACACUGAGCCGCCCUUCCCCGCGAGGCCGCGGCGGCGGCCCGGCUUGGUUUCCCUGAUGAUGGCCGGCCGGUCGAGGCGACGGCUACUGCUGCUGAGGAGGCGUCAAGCGGCAGCCCGGUUGCUGGGCGUCCUGUGGCUGGCGUGUGUCGCCGCGGAGGGCGUUGCCGGCGGGGAGCCCCCACUCAAGUGCGACGAGCUGAGGCUGGGGCAAUAUAUUUGUGAAGAUCCCAAAAUAGACAAUAGCACGCAAGAACCACUGAAUUGUACAAAUCACACAGCAAAUGUUCCAUGUCGUCCAGCACCAAAUAUUACUUGUAAGGAUCACAGUGGCAAUGAAAACAACUUUACUGGAAAGGAAGUUGGAUUUUACAAACCUAUUGCAUGUCGUAAUGUAAAUGGUUACUCAUACAAAGUGGCAGUGGCUCUGUCUUUAUUUCUUGGAUGGUUGGGAGCAGAUAGAUUUUAUCUUGGGUAUCCUGCCUUAGGUUUGUUAAAGUUCUGCACUGUAGGGUUUUGUGGAAUUGGUAGCCUAAUUGAUUUCAUUCUGAUUUCAAUGCAGAUCGUUGGACCUUCCGAUGGCUCUAGUUACAUUAUAGAUUACUAUGGAGCAAGGCUUACCAAGCUGAGUAUUACCAAUGAGACAUUCAGAAAAACACAGACGUAUCCUUAAGUCUGGCAGGAAAUGUCGUCUACACACAGAGACCACUUUCAAACCCCUUGCAUUUACUGAGAGGAAGACAUACGGAAAACAUGUAAUGGGAAGCCACUAUCUGCUAAGGACCUGACUGAUACCAACGUCUGUGUGACUGAUUGUCCCUGCAUAGUCUGAAGAGAGCAGGACUACGCCACUGUAUGCGUUGCAUUGGCAAUAGUGGAAGCCGGGGAAAGAAGGAAUCUUUAUUUUUCAGGGCUGUCAUUUCAUAAUCUCAUGCACUAUAGCCCUAUCAAGAGGAUGAUGUGCACCACUUUUCAGUUAUUUUGUUAAAUAAGCAUGAGCAAUGAACAUGAUGCUAACAGACACAAUUCCUGGUAUCUCAUACAGUAUCUUGAAUUUAAAAGUGUGUGGUAAUGUAAGUGUGUAUCUGGGAGGUAUGGGGGCUAGGAUGAAAAGUGACUGACUUGACAUUCGCUGUCUUUCUCCCAGCUCCUUUGCAAAAGUAGGAACAGAAUCAGAAUAAAAAAUGUUUGUUUUACAACUGUACCAAGUUACAGCACACUCUCUCUCCUCCUUCCCACUUGCAUCAAGUACAUCCUGUACUUUUGGCAACAUGUUGACUGGAUAUUUAAAAGCUGUGAACUGUUCUGAAAGUUUCACAUACAGGGUUAUGAGCCAUGUGUGUUUGAUCAAAAUUCAAUUACUGCACUGUACCAUGCUUGGAAACCUAUCAUCCCAGGUUAUGAAGUAUGACGAAAUAGGCUAAUCUAAUUGGUUCAGUAUGGGAGCAGUAUCAACCAAGCUUGUUAUGAUAAAUAGCUUCCUGUGUUAAAGGUUCUCUAGAGCUUAAGUAUCUUGGCUCACCUCCUCCCACAAAAUAAGAAUAUUGUUCCCUGAGAACAGUUACAUCACUGUCCCUCUUCUACAAUCAGAAUUAAGGGGUUGUAGAAUUUUUCAUUUUGCUACUCCUUGAAAAGAUAAACAAUGGAUGGAUAUCUGCCCCAUUUUUCACCUCCUCACUUCUAUCUCUUCUCCCCUCUGUGCCCCCUCUCCUCCCAGCCAAGGGUAGAUCAUCUUGUACUCACCCUGGUUGUUGGAUCUGUUUUACUACUGUUUGAGACAAUCCCAAAGAGGGCGUUAAACUUGCUGUAGGCUGGAGUUUGGGAGUUGUAUGGUUUUGUAUUUGAGGGAGUAGAGUUAAAUGGUGAAGCAUAUUAGUAUUUCCAAGCAUCUAAUAAAACUGCCUUGUCACAAUGAAUUGUAUAUCUAUGGAAAUGUUGCUAUCCACUUGGAAUUUUUAUUUUAGUAGUAGUUUAAGUCCAUUGUGAAAGUGUUGAAAUAAGAGUAGAGAUGGGCUAGUGUUCUAAGCCGGGAUUUGUGAUUGCUAAAUGUGUCCCUGAGACAAUGAGCUCAGUCCCAUGAGAAGGCACUAGCUCCAUGGUUUUAGCAGGCCUGUCUUUGGCAAUAACUGAUUGUCUGUGAUCCUGAUGUCAGAGUAAUAGACUAUGGGAAGGGAUAGAACAUGGUAAAAUGGAUCUUUAUGCUCCCUAGCCACAUGUGUGUUAUCAUGCGUCGGGUGACGAUUUGAGUGAGGUUACAACUACUUAUACUCUCAAAUCCUCUUAGGACAAAAUGAUUGUGUGGUUGCUAUUGUAGCUUAGGCAGAAUAUGGUCCGGAUCUUUUUAAACACUUUUAAUAUUAGUGGGACUACUCCCACGAGUAAAGUUAUUCACAGGCAUAAGUGUUGGUAGGAUCAGACCCUAUGUGAGUGAGUCUUGGUGUUUUCCCCAGGAGUGCUUAAAACCUGAUUAAGUCUGUGUGGUGAUUAAUGUCCACUUACCACCUCUCUCAUACCUCAUUACAAUUUGCUUUUAAGCCUUGAUCUCAUUUUAGUUCACCAUUUAAAUAUCGUGCUUAACCUUCUGCUUACAAAUGUACAUAAUGCUAAAGUCUGCAUUUCCAGUGUGUAUGAGAUCUACUGUAAAUAAUGGCAUUUAAUUAUAAAAAGCAACAACUUUAGUCACCACAAGAUCGGCUGAUGACUAAGUCCAGCAAUACAAAAUUGGGGAGUGCAGAAUUCACCGCAACAGACAAAUAUUCAUGUACACAUAAGAUAAUAAAUAUGCCUUUCCUAUGCUCCUUAGCACUUUGAAACCCAGAUUUGAUCCAUUCUUUAUUUUACAGUGUUUGUUUUCAUUAUUUUUCUUUAAAAAUGCAAUUAGUCUAAAAAUUGAGAUUCAGUACAAUUGUCCCCAAAUAUCUCAGAUGAGAGUAAUCCAUUUUAUCUUCAUAAAGUUCCCACAAGAAGUGCUCACAGAGACAGUAGCUUUAACUUCAAAAAGUGACUGUAGGCACUUAUGCUAAUCUCUUUUUUGGCAAAUCAGCUUUUUUGUAUUGGAUCUCGCUUGAUUGAAUAGCACUGGAGCUGCCAGAGUAAAUGCUAUUAUCAGUGUACAGUAAUUAAGGAAAUAGUCCUUGUCACUCUAACAGUGUCCAGGCUGUGUCUACUGUAACAAAGUUAAUGGUAAAGAAAUCUCUUUAAAGAGUAAGCUACUGGAGUGUGGUUACUUUUGACAUGCGGUGAAACUAUGCAGUGUUGAAUUAUAAGUUAUGAGAAAAUGUAUAAAAUAGGCCAAUUGAAACCUAAAUGCAUGCUGCUGAACUCUAAUACAUAAUUACACAACAAAUUAAACAGUUAACCUACUGACUCAGAGCCAGUUGAUUGACUCUGAAUCCCCAUCCCAAAAAAAAGAGAGACUCUUCUGUCGUUCAAAAACCUCAAAACCUUUGCAGCACAGGGAAAAGCCUAUGUAAAUGGUGAACCAUGCAGCAUAGCAACAGAAUCAAUACAUCUGGGCCCAUUCUAACCAACUUGGGGUGUGAAUUUAAGUAUAGAGGACUCCCAUUAACAGCUUUCCCCCAAAUUCCCUCCCACUUAAAACUGCAGGCUAUUAGUCUGUACUUCAGCUGAUCACACUUGUGAUCGGACAUGGAGAGGGGCAGAGUCCCUAAGUAGUGAAGACAAACCAUUUAGGACCUCCUAGAUUAAAACCAGCAGCUUCAGUUGCACCUGUAAAUAAAACUAUGGCACAAUAGUGUUAUUCUCAUUGUGAGAAAUGCCACUUAGUAAAUGGGUAAACUCCAUUCUGCACUACCUGAAGUUUCCAAGUGAUCAGUAAAGCUCAUUGCAGUAAGAUACUGAGGAGGUGACAAAGGCAUUAAUAACUAUGACAAGGUCUGCAUUUGAGAAAGAUUAUGAUCUCUUGCCAGGUUGAAAUACGUGCAGAAAAUACGAGGUUUAAGCAGGUUAUAACUAGGCAAAGUGUUAAUAUUAAUCAAGAAGUGUGGUGGGAAACAUUGUCCAGGGUAUAAAUACCUGCAUUGCAAACCCCCCCCCCCCCGAGUCCGUAGAGUAGAGUAGUUAUACAAAUUGAGAUAAUGGGAAAGGAGAACAAGCCAUAACUAUGCACCAGAGUCCAAAGGGUGGCUGCUAAUGCAGUACACCAGUACCUGUAAGAAUCAGUAGAGUAGCCAAAGCUCAUGUAUGUCUUCUUUUUCUCGACCUCUUUUCUGUGUAAUAGGUGUGUGGUAAUACAUUUUUCACAUGUUAUUAAAAAACGUGACAGCUUUA